AUGAUUAAAUAUGAUCUCCGAGUAGGAAAAAUGAAUGAAAAAACUUCCCUCAUCAGAAGUUCGGAGAAGAGAGUGGCUCGUUAUGGCUCAAGACAAUCAGACUUUUUAAAAUACAAAGGACAUGUAGUACAAACUGACGAAACACUUAGAUCAAUCUCUGUCAGGUAUGAUGUUCCAAUUUCCCUUCUAAAAAUGGUGAACAAAUUAAUGGAGACUCCAGUCCUACCAGGAAUGACGCUAAAAAUUCCAAUUGAGAACUUGAGUGAGACUAUUCAUAAAGACGUUAUUGAUCUUAACCCCUGUUCUCUUGAAACCAAGGAUAGUGUGAAUGUAAAUAACGAGGAUACAGAACAAUACUGGAGUCAGCUGGAUAAUAGAAUAAAGGAGAGCAUGGUAAAGGCGCAAGCCGCGCUCCAGAGCAGUGAGCACGUGGUACAGAGUCAUGAAGGUCUGCCAUACUUCUGGAAACCUCCUGAUAUGAGUUUUAGCGCACUGGCAGCGGACAUUAUUGUUAACUUUGAAUUGUAAAAAGAAGUCCCUAAAAACAUUAACUGCAUAUGAAUUUUUUUUUUUAAUUCAAAAAUCAGGAUAAAGUUCUUAAAGCAUGUUCUUCCCUAUAUUAACGGAUUUCCAUACUUUACUACUUUAUAUGCUUCUUAAAACUGGAUGUCACCUUUCUGCAGUCAACCUUUUCUAUCAAGGACAAUUUUAAAAGUUUUAAAUUUAAAACUGUUCCAUUGUUGUAACAAACAAUGCAAGUUUGAGUGUAAGAUAAAAUAUUCUAUCAAUAUAAAACAAGAAUCUUAAAAGCGUUUGCCUAUUAAACAAUUUAAUAAAUUUUCUGUUAUUUUCUUUUUUACGUUUUUUUGUGUUUAAUGAAAUACAAUUAUUCAUAAAUUUUAUUAACUUUAUUUUGUCAACUUUUUAAAACAAAGAUUUAAAAGAGUUUAUAAAUAACAAUUGUCACCUCAAAGCAACCUAAUAUACAUAUAUAUAUCUUUGUAAUUUGUCUUUGUAAUUUCAAGUGACCCUCCGAUUAAAGUGGGCCUUUGCAAACUCACAAUUGUACCAUUUAAACCAGACAAUGAGACAAUAAAUAAGACAUCUAUUUUUAAAAA
This is a messenger RNA of Eurytemora carolleeae, 1118 nucleotides long. RefSeq lists its product as uncharacterized. The record is from RefSeq and is a predicted model, not a curated record. NCBI's taxonomy places the organism in Eukaryota, Metazoa, Arthropoda, Copepoda, Calanoida, Temoridae. The transcript has 4 exons. Bases 1 to 528 code for a protein of 175 amino acids.